CCGCACGGCGCGCCCGGCUCGCAGUGUCCCGGGGCAGACAGGCUUUGUGGCUGUGCGUGCAAGUGUGCGAGCGAGUGUAAGUGUGUGUGCGCGCGCGCGCGCUCGCCUGGGUCGGCUGUGGGUGGGCGUGCGCGCUUGCGAGCUGGCCUGUGGGAGGCGAGGCUCUCCUGGCCUCCGCCGCCAACCAGUUGACCGAGUCCCGGGAGGGAAGUUGCCGCAGCCGCCCGGGCCGCCGGCCCUUUCGUGCCCCCCCACCGGCCAGGUACACAGUUCCUCUUAGCAUGACCGUGAUCUGAUCAACAGCUAACGUGACCUGACUCCUGUGUGUGGCACAGCUGUGCUGGGGGCUGGUCACUGCCCACAACUACAGAGCUGCCAUGGCUGCUGCCUCCACGUCCACCCCUCUAAAUUCACAACCCCAGUUCACAGCCAUGAAUGAACCACAGUGCUUCUACAAUGAGUCCAUCGCCUUCUUUUAUAACCGGAGUGGAAAGUAUCUCGCCACAGAAUGGAACACGGUCAGCAAGCUGGUGAUGGGACUUGGAAUCACUGUCUGUAUCUUCAUCAUGUUGGCCAACCUACUGGUCAUGGUAGCAAUCUAUGUCAACCGCCGCUUCCAUUUUCCUAUUUAUUACCUAAUGGCCAAUCUGGCUGCUGCAGACUUCUUUGCUGGGUUGGCUUAUUUCUACCUAAUGUUCAACACAGGACCCAACACUCGGAGACUGACUGUCAGCACGUGGCUCCUCCGCCAGGGCCUCAUUGACACCAGCCUGACAGCAUCUGUGGCCAACUUACUGGCUAUUGCAAUCGAGAGGCACAUUACGGUUUUCCGCAUGCAGCUCCACACCCGGAUGAGCAACCGGCGGGUGGUGGUAGUGAUUGUGGUCAUCUGGACUAUGGCCAUUGUCAUGGGCGCUAUACCCAGUGUGGGCUGGAACUGCAUCUGUGAUAUCGAAAAUUGUUCCAACAUGGCGCCCCUCUACAGUGACUCUUACUUAGUCUUCUGGGCCAUUUUCAACUUGGUGACCUUUGUCGUCAUGGUGGUUCUCUAUGCGCAUAUCUUUGGCUAUGUUCGCCAGAGGACUAUGAGAAUGUCUCGGCACAGUUCUGGACCCCGGCGGAAUCGGGAUACCAUGAUGAGUCUUCUGAAGACGGUGGUCAUUGUGCUUGGUGCCUUUAUCAUCUGUUGGACUCCUGGAUUGGUCUUGUUACUUCUCGAUGUGUGCUGUCCACAGUGUGACGUCCUGGCCUAUGAGAAAUUUUUCCUUCUGCUGGCCGAGUUCAACUCCGCCAUGAACCCCAUCAUCUACUCCUACCGCGACAAGGAGAUGAGCGCCACCUUCAGACAGAUCCUCUGCUGCCAGCGCAGCGACAGCACCAGCGGCCCCACGGAAGGCUCUGACCGCUCGGCUUCCUCCCUCAACCACACCAUCUUGGCCGGAGUUCACAGCAAUGACCACUCUGUGGUUUAGAAAGGCAACCAGGAUGAGGAACCAGCCAUUAGAGAUGGAGGGAUGAA
Molecule: messenger RNA, 1519 nt
Organism: Lontra canadensis (Northern American river otter)
Lineage: Eukaryota; Metazoa; Chordata; Mammalia; Carnivora; Mustelidae
Gene: LPAR1
Product: lysophosphatidic acid receptor 1
Exons: 4
Coding region: 378-1472 (364 amino acids)
Biological process (GO): phospholipase C-activating G protein-coupled receptor signaling pathway; neurogenesis
Cellular component (GO): membrane
Molecular function (GO): lysophosphatidic acid receptor activity
Source: RefSeq, a predicted model, not a curated record